AUGAAGAUCGCCGUGCUGGGGGCCAGCGGCCAGACGGGUCAGUUUGUGGUCAAGCAAGCGCUACAGCAGGGUCACAUCGUCACCGCUGUCGUCCGGAACCUGGACAUGCUCACCGUACGUCAUGACAACCUUCAGGUGGUGAAAGCUGACAUCUUCUCAAUGGACAGCCUGAAGACUCACUUCAAAGGGACGGAUGUGGUAGUCUCCUGUUUAGGUUUCUCUACCUCCUUCUUCUCCAGCGUGACUGGGUACACUGACUCCAUGCGGGCAAUGAUCGGAGCCAUGCGAGAGGCGCGUGUCAACAAGGUCAUCACAAUGACGUCAUGGUACACUGACCCCAACUCUGGCACGCAGUCGCCGUACCUGAUCCGCUUCUUGCUGCUGCCCCUGAUCCGCAGCGUGCUCAGCAACAUGUGGGAAAUGGAGCAGUACCUCCGGCAGGUGGAUGACAUCAACUGGACUGUGGUGCGUCCGCCCGGUCUCAAGAACUUGCCUUCCUCAGCCCUGGAGUUCCUGACGCACGAGGGCUACUUCGUACCCGACGAUGGCGGGCGUCCGGCGGGCAGUGCCAUGGGAAGAGGCGACGUCGCUCGCUUCAUGCUGUCGCUCCUCAACAGCAACGCUUGGGUGAAGAAGGGAGUGGCCAUCACCACCAAGUGA
Messenger RNA from Nerophis lumbriciformis (worm pipefish), 660 nucleotides. Lineage: Eukaryota; Metazoa; Chordata; Actinopteri; Syngnathiformes; Syngnathidae. The record is from RefSeq and is a predicted model, not a curated record.